GGCAUGGCGCAGCCAAUGGGAAGGGUCGGAGGCAUGGCACAGCCAAUGGGAAGGGCCGGGGCACCAAAGCCAAUGGGAAGGGCCGGGAGCGCGCGGCGCGGGAGAUUUAAAGGCUGCUGGAGUGAGGGGUCGCCCGUGCACCGUGUCCCAGCCGUCCUGUCCGGGCAACUCGCUCUGCUUCGCUGUGCCGCCACUAUGCUUUCCGUCCGUGUCCCGCUCGCGCCCAUCACGGACCCGCAGCAGCUGCAGCUCUCGCCGCUGAAGGGGCUCAGCUUGGUCGACAAGGAGAACACGCCGCCGGCCCUGAGCGGGACCCGCGUCCUGGCCAGCAAGACCGCGAGGAGGAUCUUCCAGGAGCCCGCGGAGCCGAAAACUAAAGCAGCUGCCCCCGGCGUGGAGGAUGAGCCGCUGCUGAGAGAAAACCCCCGCCGCUUUGUCAUCUUCCCCAUCGAGUACCAUGAUAUCUGGCAGAUGUAUAAGAAGGCAGAGGCUUCCUUCUGGACCGCCGAGGAGGUGGACCUCUCCAAGGACAUUCAGCACUGGGAAUCCCUGAAGCCCGAGGAGAGAUAUUUUAUAUCCCAUGUUCUGGCUUUCUUUGCAGCAAGCGAUGGCAUAGUAAAUGAAAACUUGGUGGAGCGAUUUAGCCAAGAAGUUCAGAUUACAGAAGCCCGCUGUUUCUAUGGCUUCCAAAUUGCCAUGGAAAACAUACAUUCUGAAAUGUAUAGUCUUCUUAUUGACACUUACAUAAAAGAUCCCAAAGAAAGGGAAUUUCUCUUCAAUGCCAUUGAAACGAUGCCUUGUGUCAAGAAGAAGGCAGACUGGGCCUUGCGCUGGAUUGGGGACAAAGAGGCUACCUAUGGUGAACGUGUUGUAGCCUUUGCUGCAGUGGAAGGCAUUUUCUUUUCCGGUUCUUUUGCGUCGAUAUUCUGGCUCAAGAAACGAGGACUGAUGCCCGGCCUCACAUUUUCUAAUGAACUUAUUAGCAGAGAUGAGGGUUUACACUGUGAUUUUGCUUGCCUGAUGUUCAAACACCUGGUACACAAACCAUCGGAGGAGAGAGUAAGAGAAAUAAUUAUCAAUGCUGUUCGGAUAGAACAGGAGUUCCUCACUGAGGCCUUGCCUGUGAAGCUCAUUGGGAUGAAUUGCACUCUAAUGAAGCAAUACAUUGAGUUUGUGGCAGACAGACUUAUGCUGGAACUGGGUUUUAGCAAGGUUUUCAGAGUAGAGAACCCAUUUGACUUUAUGGAGAAUAUUUCACUGGAAGGAAAGACUAACUUCUUUGAGAAGAGAGUAGGCGAGUAUCAGAGGAUGGGAGUGAUGUCAAGUCCAACAGAGAAUUCUUUUACCUUGGAUGCUGACUUCUAAAUGAACUGAAGAUGUGCCCUUAUUUGGCUGAUUUUUUUUUUCCAUCUCAUAAGAAAAAUCAGCUGAAGUGUUACCAACUAGCCACACCAUGAAUUGUCCGUAAUGUUCAUUAACAGCAUCUUUAAAACUGUGUAGCUACCUCACAACCAGUCCUGUCUAUUUAUAGUGCUGGUAGUAUCACCUUUUGCCAGAAGGCCUGGCUGGCUGUGACUUACCAUAGCAGUGACAAUGGCAGUCUUGGCUUUAAAGUGAGGGGUGACCCUUUAGUGAGCUUAGCACAGCAGGAUUAAACAGUCCUUUAACCAGCACAGCCAGUUAAAAGAUGCAGCCUCACUGCUUCAACGCAGAUUUUAAUGUUUACUUAAAUAUAAACCUGGCACUUUACAAACAAAUAAACAUUGUUUGUACUCACAAGGCGAUAAUAGCUUGAUUUAUUUGGUUUCUACACCAAAUACAAAGCAUUCUCCUGACCACUAAUGGGAGCCAAUUCACAAUUCACUUAGUGACUAAAGUAAGUUAAACUUGUGUAGACUAAGCAUGUAAUUUUUAAGUUUUAUUUUAAUGAAUUAAAAUAUUCGUUAACCAACUUUAAAGUCAGUCCUGUGUAUACCUAGAUAUUAGUCAGUUGGUGCCAGAUAGAAGACAGGUUGUGUUUUUAUCCUGUGGCUUGUGUAGUGUCCUGGGAUUCUCUGCCCCCUCUGAGUAGAGUGUUGUGGGAUAAAGGAAUCUCUCAGGGCAAGGAGCUUCUUAAGUUAAAUCACUAGAAAUUUAGGGGUGAUCUGGGCCUUCACAUGUGUGAGAAGCCAUUUCAUUUUAUUUCUCACUGUAUUUUCCUCAACGUCUGGUUGAUAAAAAAUUCUUGAAGAGUUUUCAUAUGUGGGAGCUAAGGUAGUAUUGUAAAAUUUCAAGUCAUCCUUAAACAAAAUGAUCCACCUAAGAUCUUGCCCCUGUUAAGUGGCGAAAUCAACUAGAGGUGGUUCCUACAAGUUGUUGUUCAUUCUAGUUUUGUUUGGUGUAAGUAGGUUGUGUGAGUUAAUUCAUUUAUAUUUACUAUGUCUUUUAAAUCAGAAAUUUUUUAUUAUCUGUGUUCUUCUAGAUUUUACCUGUAGUUCAUACUUUAAUCACCCAGUGUCUUAUUCUGGCAUUGUCUAAAUCUGAGCAUUGUCUAGGGGAAUCUUAAACUUUAGUAGGAAACCAUGAGCUGUUAAUACAGUUUCCAUUCAAAUACUAAUUUCAGAAUGAAACAUAAUUUUUUUUUUUUUUUUUGAGAUGGAGUCUCGCUCUGUUGCCCAGGCUGGAGUGCAGUGGCGUGAUUUCGGCUCACUGUAACCUCCGUCUCCUGGGUUCAAGCAAUUCUCCUCUCUCAGCCUCCCUAGUAGCUGGGACUGCAGGUAUGUGCUACCACACCUGGCUAAUUUUUGUAUUUUUAGUAGAGAUGGAGUUUCACCAUAUUGGUCAGGCUGGUCUUGAACUCCUGACCUCAGGUGAUCCACCCACCUCGGCCUCCCAAAGUGCUGGGAUUGCAGGCGUGAUAAACAAAUAUUCUUAAUAGGGCUACUUUGAAUUAAUCUGCCUUUAUGUUUGGGAGAAGAAAGCUGAGACAUUGCAUGAAAGAUGAUGAGAGAUAAAUGUUGAUCUUUUGGCCCCAUUUGUUAAUUGUAUUCACUAUUUGAACGUCGUCCUGUUUAUUGUUAGUUUUCUUCAUCAUUUGUUGUAUAGACAAUUUUUAAAUCUCUGUAAUAUGAUACAUUUUCCUAUCUUUUAAGUUAUUGUUACCUAAAGUUAAUCCAGAUUAUAUGGUCCUUAUAUGUGUACAACAUUAAAAUGAAAGGCUUUGUCUUGCAUUGUGAGGUACAGGCGGAAGUUGGAAUCAGGUUUUAGGAUUCUGUCUCUCAUUAGCUGAAUAAUGUGAGGAUUAACUUCUGCCAGCUCAGACCAUUUCCUAAUCAGUUGAAAGAGAAACAAGUAUUUCAGUCUCAAAAUUGAAUAAUGCACAAGUCUUAAAUGAUUAAAAUAAAACUGUUCUUAUGUCA
Molecule: messenger RNA, 3398 nt
Organism: Gorilla gorilla gorilla (western lowland gorilla)
Lineage: Eukaryota; Metazoa; Chordata; Mammalia; Primates; Hominidae
Gene: RRM2
Product: ribonucleotide reductase regulatory subunit M2
Exons: 10
Coding region: 4-1365 (453 amino acids)
Biological process (GO): deoxyribonucleotide biosynthetic process
Cellular component (GO): cytosol
Molecular function (GO): ribonucleoside-diphosphate reductase activity, thioredoxin disulfide as acceptor
Source: RefSeq, a predicted model, not a curated record